Ipomoea nil (Japanese morning glory) is the source of this 807-nucleotide messenger RNA. RefSeq names its product photosynthetic NDH subunit of lumenal location 2, chloroplastic. The transcript is spliced from 2 exons. The record is from RefSeq and is a predicted model, not a curated record. NCBI's taxonomy places the organism in Eukaryota, Viridiplantae, Streptophyta, Magnoliopsida, Solanales, Convolvulaceae. Gene Ontology annotation, biological process: photosynthesis; photosynthetic electron transport chain. Gene Ontology annotation, cellular component: photosystem II oxygen evolving complex; extrinsic component of membrane; photosystem II. Gene Ontology annotation, molecular function: calcium ion binding. The coding region runs from base 128 to 724 and encodes 198 amino acids.
CCAUUUUUUCUUUAAAAAAAAAAAAAAAAAAAAAACCCCAUCCAAUCAAAACUCAAAAAAUGUUACCAUUUUCUUUCACAAAUCACAACCACCUGUUCUACUUCCUCCGAUCCUCAUCUACACAACCAUGGCCACUACCCUCACAAGCUCCACAAUUCCCUUCCACCCCCAAAUCUCCAUUAACAAAACCCAUAAUCCUCCUCGCCAAUGCCGCUCAUCAUCACUCCCCAAAACCCAAGCCAAACUGCCCGAACAAAAUCAUCAAAUUCAAAGUCGACGAAAUCUGGUGACUACUCUUCUAGCCACUUCCCUGACACUAGGCCUUAAUUUCACCCCACUGGCAUUCGCCCAGAACUGGGGAACCCGGUCGUUUCUGAGGGAGAGAUUCUUCGAGCCGGGGUUGUCGCCGGAAGACGCCGUGGCCAGGAUUCGCCAGACCGCCGAGGGACUUCACGGCAUUGAAACCAUGCUGGAGAAGAUGUCGUGGAAAUAUGUUUUGUUCUAUUUGCGACAGAAAUCCGCGUAUCUUUCCCAGGACAUGAAGACUGCAAUGUACAUGGUGCCUCAGACCAGACAAGCCUCCUACGUUGACACAGCCAAUCAACUUGUCGAUAACAUUAACGAGUUUGAUUUUUACGUUAGAACCCCAAAAGUGUUCGAGUCCAUGGUGUAUUACAAGAAGACCCUGAAAUCAAUUGAUGAUCUCGUCGCACUUCUAGCAUAAUAUAAUUCAUGGUAUAUGUAUCAAUAGUGGCUGAUGAUUUCCCUCGUCACUCAAGAAAAAAAAAAAAAAGGUGUAAAUGCUUU